Messenger RNA from Fusarium coffeatum, 1029 nucleotides. RefSeq lists its product as uncharacterized. Gene Ontology annotation, cellular component: mitochondrion. Bases 1 to 1029 code for a protein of 342 amino acids. The transcript has 2 exons. Lineage: Eukaryota; Fungi; Ascomycota; Sordariomycetes; Hypocreales; Nectriaceae. Gene Ontology annotation, molecular function: hydrolase activity, acting on acid anhydrides, in phosphorus-containing anhydrides. The record is from RefSeq and is a predicted model, not a curated record.
AUGUAUUUCCGAGAAGAGUCAACGUCGGCAAAUAAACCUCCGCCUCCAGUACCGCGGCCUAGUUCAUCGGUACUGCUUGUUUCACCGUCUAAUGAGGUUCUGCUGCUUCAUCGCGUGAAGACGUCUUCUUCGUUUGCCUCUGCGCAUGUCUUUCCUGGUGGGAACUUAGAUCCUUAUCAUGAUGGCGAAAUACCCGAGGAGAGCUCGCCGGAGAGGCAUCAGGAUGGACUGGCGUACAGAGUAGGUGCGAUCAGAGAGACGUUUGAAGAGACAGGUAUCUUGUUAGCCAGGAAGGACAACGAGCUCAUAAAUCUGGACGUGAAGGAUAGAGAUGCUGCGAGGAAGAUGAUCCAUGGAAACCAAGUCAAGUUCUUGGAUUGGCUAAAGUCAGUCAGCGCUGAACCAGACUUGGAUGGUCUCAUUCCUUUUACACGUUGGGUAACACCAGCUGCGAACAACAAGCGCUUCACAACACAGAUGUAUCUAUACAUGCUCCCACAGUCACGGGAUGACAUGCCAUCCGAGAUGCUCAUCCCAACACCAGACAAUGGCGUCGAACAUACAGCCGCGCUCUUCGCAUCAGCACAGUCUUUCCUCUCCCGCGCUUCCACCAACAGCAUUAUUCUCUUCCCACCACAGCACUUCCUCCUCACACUAGUCUCCAAGAUCCUCUCAGAAAAGGCAGAACCGCAGCAAGUUACAGAACAACGAGAGAAGCUACUAUCUUUCCUGGAGCAGGUACCCACGGCAGAGACGAAGAAAGGCCAGGAGCACAAGACAGCUUUGAUCCCCUGGGGCGACAAAGUCAUGAGCCCGCAUAACCUGUUUAUAAGGAAACAGGAUAAGAGGAUUGUGCUGGGCUUGGAUAAGCCAGGGCCGGAGCUUAGAAACUCGGAUAGAGGGGGUGACUGGGAACGUGUGGUUCUUGUCAAUUUCGGUAAAGGCGGACCGACGAAUGUUGAAGUUAGGAGGCGAGAGGAUGUAUUGGAAGAGGAGAGACAGAGUAAAGCUCAGGAAGAAAGACUAUAA